Molecule: messenger RNA, 4082 nt
Organism: Anneissia japonica
Lineage: Eukaryota; Metazoa; Echinodermata; Crinoidea; Comatulida; Comatulidae
Product: probable D-lactate dehydrogenase, mitochondrial
Exons: 13
Coding region: 165-1676 (503 amino acids)
Biological process (GO): lactate catabolic process
Cellular component (GO): mitochondrion
Molecular function (GO): FAD binding; D-lactate dehydrogenase (NAD+) activity; D-lactate dehydrogenase (cytochrome) activity
Source: RefSeq, a predicted model, not a curated record
UUAAUAUCAUAAUGCUGCCCUCAACCUGUAAACAAAAUCAAAACAAGGUUGACACGAAACGAAUUUUGAUCUUUUGUUUGGCCAAAUAAUCACCCUUUUGUGAAAAUGCACCUACCUAGAUCGCACGAUUAAAUUAAUUUACUUAACUGGAAUUUGCAGAAAAGAUGAGUUUCUUGCAAGUACUAAGAAAAACCUCUGGUAUAGUGUUAAGGAAGUCUCUGACUAACUAUGCUCCAACUACAGUGACUGUUCAUCAACGGCGACAGAAGAGUACUCACACGCUUGCAAAAGAGGUUUCAGAUUCCGUGGUUGAAGCUUUGACAUCAGUAGUUGGUGCAAAGAAUGUGAGUACUGCGUUACCAGUCCGAGAACAACAUGGACGUGACGAAUCCCAUCACAUAUGUACGCCACCGGAUGCGGUUGUCUGGCCGCAGUCUACCGAGCAAGUCAGCCAGGUAGCAAGGAUUUGUUAUGACAACAGCAUUCCCAUGAUUCCCUUUGGUACAGGAACCGGACUAGAAGGAGGAGCUGUGGGCUACAAGGGUGGUGUGACAAUAAAUUUGACGAAGAUGGACGAAAUCGUAGAGCUGAAUGCGGAGGAUUUUGACGUGACAGUGCAACCCGGUGUGACUCGAGAAACCCUCAAUAACUACAUAAAAGAUCAAGGCCUUUGGUUCCCAAUUGAUCCUGGUGCCCAUGCGUCCGUAUGUGGGAUGUGCGCAACAAGUGCCUCUGGGACUAAUGCAGUCCGGUACGGUACAAUGAGAGAGAAUGUCAUGAACCUUGAGGUGGUUUUAGCAGAUGGUACCAUUCUACACACCUCUGGACCGGGAAAAAGAUCCAGAAAGACGUCAGCAGGGUACAAUCUCACCAAUCUGUUUGUCGGCUCUGAAGGAACUCUUGGAAUUAUCACCAAGGCAACAGUUCGUCUCUACGGAAUUCCAGAAAGUAUGAUGUCUGCAGUGUGUUCAUUUGAAACUGUCCAUUCAGCAGUGGAUACAGUCACGCAGGUGAUGCAGUGUGGCAUACCCAUGGCUAGGAUUGAAUUUCUGGAUGAUGUCAUGAUUGACGCGUGUAAUAAAUUCAGCAACCUCUCACAUAAGGUCACACCAACACUUUUUCUAGAAUUUCAUGGCGCCCAAGAAGCUGUUAAAGCACAAGUGGAGCUUGUUGAGGAGCUAGCCCAUAUGAAUGGGGGAUCAGAAUUCCAGUGGGCUGAGAAGCAGGAAGACAGGAAUAAGCUGUGGAAAGCCAGGCAUAAUUGCUGGUAUGCCACCCUAGCACUGCGGCCUGGGACCAGAGGUUAUUCUACCGAUGUGUGUGUUCCAAUAUCAAAGCUUCCAGACAUUAUAGUCGCAACAAAAGAAGAUAUUAUUAACUCAUCAAUCGUUGGUACUAUUGUUGGCCACGUUGGUGAUGGCAACUUCCAUUGCUUUAUUACCGUUGACCCCGACAACCCUGAAGAGUUGCCAGUAAUAAAGAAAGUUGCUCAAAGAAUGGCCAGACGUGCGAUUGCAGUUGGUGGAACCUGUACAGGAGAGCAUGGUAUCGGUCUGGGCAAGAAGGAGCUUUUAAUAGAGGAACUUGGCGAUGGUGCAAUGAUGGUGAUGAGACAACUAAAAGCAACCCUGGAUCCCAAGGGGCUAAUGAACCCUGGCAAAGUGUUUUUAAAUUAGGUCUAUGAUUAAGAUCUCAUUGCCAAAUGAACAGUACUGAAUUUGAUAUAAAUGGAACAUAUCAAAAACUUUGAUUGGAAAUUUCAAUCAAGCUGUAUUCCAGAUUUUGUGUGUGUGGUGGGUACACUAUGAGCAAAUCAUGUCACGCCUACGCUUAAGGUGCCUAUGACUCUGAUGCAAUGCUUAUUAAUUUUCAGAAUUUCAUAAUUUGUAUGCACUAUCUAUAUUUUCUUUGCCAAUAAUAUUUAACCAUGUAAUUAAAAAAAAAUUAGAGAGUGCCUACAGAAACCUGAAUAGUUUAAAGGGAAAAAACUAAGAAUGCUUUGGAGUAUUCAGUGUUAAUGAUCUGGCAUGAAGGUCACAAAAAAUUUAAAUAUAAGAAGUUUAUUCAUUAAGGUCCUCAAAUCAUGUUUGAUUUAAUUUUAUUUAAAAAAUUUCUCCCAACUUUUCCAUUUUUUAAUUCAAAAAAAAUACUAUUAUGGGUGCGGUAGGAGCAGCACUUUUGGGUUUGGGUUUUUAGUCUCAAGGUAGGAGGUUCAAAUCCCUCACUGUGUUGCGAUUGUUUCUUUGUGUAAUUUCUAUUCUUUAAUGCGAACAAAUUUAAUCAGGUGAUUGGUUGUGGCAGCGGUUGUACAUCAGGCAAUAAAUCUGAGGGUCAGCAUCUCAAAUCCCUCACUGUUUUAAUUGUGUCUAUGGGAAAGGUAGCUGUACUAUACGUACAUAAUAUGUCACUCAACCCAGUAGUAUAAAUGGGUAAAUGGUGGAUGUUAAGGGCGCAGUGACCAGGGAUAAUAUAUUUGCCUGUCUCUGAGCUGCUGAUUUAAAUAUAUAUAUUAUAGGAUAAUGGGAAUAUUUGGAUAUAUUUUAUUAACUAAUGAUUAUGUAAAAGAUUACAAAAAAAAAAAAAAAAAGAUACCUAUGAAUAUAUUUUAUGAAAGUUUGUUUAUGUUUAUUAUAGUUAGUUUGUACUUGUUAUUGGCUGGCUACUUGCUGUGCAGAAAUUAGAAACAAUGUCUAAAAUUAAUUUUAAUUCCUUGGAAGCCAACUUGAAUGUAAUGAAAAGCUUUCAGUUGCAACAGCACGAAACUGGCAUGGAUUCACUCAUACGUAACUGUCUUCGCCCCAAACUACAUUCUAAAAUUCAAAUAGUAACCCACCCCAGUCUUCCCUAGGCCUAAUUUGGGUUACUGUGGGAAUUCUGUAAUGUAGUUAGAUUUAUAUAGUACUUUAGACCGAAACAGUCUCAUAGCGCUUUAGGUGCGGACUGGUUAUUACUAUAAACUUGCUUCUCCCCUAAUGGUCUCUUUGUGUCUGAGCUACUCGGAAAUCCGGAACCAGCUACUCCCGUCUAUCCACAGUAGGGGCUGAAUGAAGCAGUAGACUGGGGUAACACCCUACUUAUCAUCUCAAAAGAUGUGUUGGGCACUUUAAAGUGCACAUGAGCCAAAUUAGGCGAGAUUUUUUUUAUACCUUGUUUAUCGAACCCGUCGACUACAAAUAUUGAUGAUUUUGAAUAAAAAUAAAAUCUUAUUUUUAGCCAAUUAGCAUACCCGCCACCACGGAAAAUUAGAAAUAAAAAAAAAAAAAGUUUUUCUUUAUUUUUAUUACGCCCUCCGCAGCCUUGAAUUCUCCAAAGAUAUUCUUCCUAAUUAUAUAAAUUUGAAGCAUUUAACCAUCCUAUUUUACAUUCACCAAUAAAAUUGUAUUUUUAUUUUCUCCUCCAUCUGGAUGUUUUUGGCAAAACUGUUUGCUAAAUUAGAAAAUAAUAAGAAGGAGAAAAUAAUAUAACAAGACUUGUGGCAAGCCAAGGUCUUUGCGUGUGCAGGCUAUCUAUUGCCGUGCAAAAAAAAGGCAAGCUUCUUACUACAGUAUCAUAAUGCCUACGGUCUAACUACAGUAUGUAGUUCAGUGUUUUAAUAUUGGUGACAAUAAUUUAUUGAUGUACGCACCCACCCACUGACGUGAUAUAUCCCACCAAAUAAUGAUUGAUUGAUUUUUUAUUAAAUUUUCAAAAGUAUUAUGAAUACAUCAUGAUUAUGUGUAUAUACUGUAUUUAUCAAUAGUAGUAGUUCAUUUUGUUUUUCUUUUGGUUCAACUAUAGGGUAGGGGGAUCAAAGAAACCAUAGUCCAAUGUACCCUUAGCUAAGGUUUCUCCGUCCCCACUACCCUGGGAGGAAGCUGCUCUGCUACUGUCUGAUGUAAAUGCUUGGAGGUGUUUGUUGACUAAAAUUAAUCCUAUUACAGUAAAACUUAAUUAUACAACCAUUUGUUUUUACAGUACUGUUCUUCACUGACAAUACAUCCUAAAAUGAACUGCUAUAAUAAUUAUAAUAAUUGGUAGAGUGCAUUUGAUCCAGAAUCAAGCAAAAUAUAAAUUAAAAAAGAUGUGUUUUGAGUAGUACAGUA